Striga asiatica is the source of this 363-nucleotide messenger RNA. The record is from the annotation of a GenBank genome assembly. Lineage: Eukaryota; Viridiplantae; Streptophyta; Magnoliopsida; Lamiales; Orobanchaceae.
AUGCCGCCGAAGUUCGAUCCCAACCAGGUAGUCGACGUCUUUGUCCGCGUGACCGGCGGCGAGGUCGGCGCCGCCAGCUCCCUUGUUCCUAAGAUCGGCCCCCUCGGCCUUUCCCCAAAGAAAAUCGGCAAGGACAUUGCCAAGGAGACAGCCAAGGACUGGAAGGGCCUCCGCGUCACCGUCAAGCUCACUGUGCAGAACCGCCAGGCCAAAGUCACCGUCGUACCUUCCGCCGCCGCAUUGGUCAUCAAGGCGCUCAAGGAGCCCGAGCGCGACCGAGGGCCGUUUUGUAGGCCAAGGCUCAAGAAAAUCUAUUUGCAUAACCAUAUGGUUUUCACCUUCAUUUCACCAAUAAGUAAAUAA